AUGACGUUCAUUCCCCCUCAAGAAGAUAUUGUCCCUAGCCAGCUAGGCCCAGAGUACCAGGGUUUCGACCAUAUUCUUUGGUAUGUUGGCAACGCCAAACAGGCCGCGUCUUAUUAUAUCACUCGUUGGGGCUUCAGAUCAAUUGCCUACAAGGGGCCAGAAAACGGCUCAAAUCACAUUGCUGGCCAUGUCAUUAAGAACGGAGACGUGAUCUUUGUCUUCAUUUCACCAAUUAUUUCCUUUCCUUGCGACAAGCUGGAUCACAAAACAACCUCGGAAGAAAAACAGCAAAUACAGGAAAUACAGAAUCACCUUUUGAAGCAUGGGGAUGGAGUCAAGGAUAUUGCAUUCCGAGUCAACUCAGAUGUCAAGCCUAUCUUUGACAAGGCAGUUGCUGCAGGUGGUCAGGCUGUGCGUCAGCCAGCUAUUAUCAAGGAUGAAGAGAAUGGUGUGAUCCAAACCUGUACAAUUGGAUCAUAUGGAGAUACAACCCACACCCUCAUUAAUCGCCAUGAUUACAAGGGUUGCUUCAUGCCUGGAUUCCACCCAGCCGACGAGAAUGAUCCAAUUGAACGAUACCUUCCACAGGUUGACUUCGUAAAUAUUGAUCACUGUGUUGGAAACCAGCCCUGGGAUGGACUUGAUCCUACUGUUAGCUUCUAUGAAAAAUGCCUUGAUUUUCACCGCUACUGGAGUGUGGAUGACAAAACCAUGUGUUCUGAGUACUCUGCCAUGCGCUCAGUCGUAAUAGCUUCGCCAAACGAAGUCAUAAAAAUGCCUCUUAACGAGCCUGCUGAAGGCUUGAAAAAGUCUCAGAUUGAAGAGUUUGUUGACUAUUAUAACGGAGCUGGUGUGCAGCAUAUCGCAUUUCUAACAAACGAUAUCCUCAAGGCAAUCGCGACUCUUCGCGAGAGGGGAGUCAAGUUCAUCUCCGUCCCCAACGGAUACUACGAUACCAUGCGCGACCGUCUAGCACAGGCUGGGAUAUCGCUUAACGAAGAUAUCGAAGCCCUAAGAGAACAGAAUAUCCUAAUCGAUUUUGACGAUCGCGGGUAUCUCCUUCAAAUAUUCGCCAAACAUGUUGCCGACAGACCCACAGUCUUUAUCGAAGUCAUCCAACGAAACAAUUUUGACGGAUUCGGAGCUGGUAAUUUCAAGGCUCUCUUUGAGGCUUUCGAGCGGGAACAAGCUUUACGAGGCAACCUUUGA
This is a messenger RNA of Nannizzia gypsea CBS 118893, 1209 nucleotides long. Its product is annotated as 4-hydroxyphenylpyruvate dioxygenase. The coding region runs from base 1 to 1209 and encodes 402 amino acids. Gene Ontology annotation, molecular function: 4-hydroxyphenylpyruvate dioxygenase activity. Gene Ontology annotation, biological process: L-tyrosine catabolic process. Lineage: Eukaryota; Fungi; Ascomycota; Eurotiomycetes; Onygenales; Arthrodermataceae. The transcript has 3 exons. The record is from RefSeq and is a predicted model, not a curated record.